This is a messenger RNA of Micromonas pusilla CCMP1545, 333 nucleotides long. RefSeq lists its product as uncharacterized. The record is from RefSeq and is a predicted model, not a curated record. Gene Ontology annotation, cellular component: respiratory chain complex IV; mitochondrion. The transcript has 2 exons. The coding region runs from base 1 to 333 and encodes 110 amino acids. Lineage: Eukaryota; Viridiplantae; Chlorophyta; Mamiellophyceae; Mamiellales; Mamiellaceae.
AUGGGCGCCACUACGUCGCGUUGCGAGGAGGCUGCUCCCGAGGAGGUCGUCGAAGAGGAGGAGGUCCCCGUCGAGGAGGAGGAGGAGGCCGAGGCUCCCAAGCCGGAGAUCAAGCUCGCGACGGCUCCUUUCGAUCCGCGUUUCCCGCAGCAGAACCAGGCGAAGCACUGCUACACGCGCUACAACGAGUUCCACAAGUGCAAGGCGCAGCAGGGCGAGGACGCGGAGGAGUGCGAGACGUACGCGAAGUACUACCGCUCUCUGUGCCCGACCGAGUGGGUUGAGAAGUGGGACGAGGAGCGCGAGAACGGCACGUGGCCGGGCCGCUACUGA